AUGCAAUUAAUCCGGGUUCGUGUCCACGCUGCCCUGGCGCGCACGAUCAAUCCUUGGCUCUAUAAAAGCCAAGAAGUAGUAGCAUCAACAGCAGCAAAGUCUUCUUCUUCUUCGUCUCCGACAUACAUACAUAUCGCGGCCGGCCGGCUUGCGCGUGGAUCAGGACAGGAGGAGCUGGCUAACCCGGAUCAACUGGAGGGCUUCGCCUCCGAGUUCGAGUUCGAUACGGAUCAGAGGGAGACCGCGGAGCAGCGGGACAAGUUCCUGGUUCUCCGGCUGUACGAGGCCCUGGGCGCCGGCGAUCGCGCCGCCGUGCACUCCCUGCUGGCCCCGGACCUCGAGUGGUGGUUCCAUGGCCCGCCAAAGCACCAGCACAUGAUGCACCUCCUCACCGGCACUCCAUCAUCCUCAUUCGCCUUCGUCCCCCACUCCGUGGACGCCCUGCCAGGCUCCGGCACCGUCAUCGCCGAGGGCGCCGGCGAGCACGGGGGCUGCUACUGGGUGCACGCGUGGACGGUGGGUCCUGAUGGGGUGAUCACGCAGCUCAGGGAGUACUUCAACACCGACCUCACCGUCACCCGCCUCCUCGCAAACUCCGGCAAGUGCUGCGUCUGGCAGAGCCGCCGUCCCGACCAAGCCCAAAACUCCCUCCCCUGCCUCCUCCUCGCCCUCUAGCUCCUCCAGCGCCGCCGUCGGGCAGCUUAAUUAUACUUGAUUUGGCUGCUGAAUGGGCUGACCGACGUCGUUGCGAGCUCGAUCGAUUGAGUUACCUGUCACUAGCUUAGCUAGCUGCUGCUUGCAUAAUGUCGUCUUCCUUGUUCUCGUUGUUGUUAUCAUGGUGGAGUAAUAAAGGAGGAGGACCAACUUGGCCUUUUCCUUUGCAAAUGUCAUAUGUACUGGGACAAGUUUAUUGUAUUGGGACUAGUUGAUCUGAUUUUAGUAUUUGAGGUAAAGGCAAUUCAAGCAAAGCAAAAA
Molecule: messenger RNA, 975 nt
Organism: Brachypodium distachyon (stiff brome)
Lineage: Eukaryota; Viridiplantae; Streptophyta; Magnoliopsida; Poales; Poaceae
Exons: 1
Coding region: 1-675 (224 amino acids)
Source: RefSeq, a predicted model, not a curated record